UCCCUAGUCCCCGGGGUAAGGGUACCAAGGAAGAGGUGACAGGAGUAGGGGGGCAGGGGCGUGCAACGCCUCCUCCCCGCGGCUCGCGAAUCCGCAGAGGCUCCCCUGUAGCCUUCUGGCCCGCCCCCGUUCGCUCCUCCCUCUGUGACUGGAUGGUACGUUCCUGUCCGCCUGGCCCGGCUGCAGUGGAUGUUGCUAGAAUCCACACCGCGGAGGAAGAAGGAGACGCGAGCAGGCUGCAGUAAUCCAAGCGGCCACCCCUGCCUCAGGGACCCCUUCCCCGAGAGACGGGCACCAUGACCCAGGGAAAGCUCUCCGUGGCUAACAAGGCCCCCGGGUCUGGGUCUGAGGGGCAGCAGCAAGUGAAUGGUGAGAAGGAGUCUCCAGCAGUGCCCUCAGCCCCGCCCUCCUACGAAGAGGCCACGUCUGGGGAAGGGCUGAAGGCAGGGGCCUUCCCUGCAGCCCCCUCAGGUGUGCCUCUCCACCCUGUCUGGGCCUAUGUGGACCCUAGCAGCAGCUCCAGCUAUGACAGUAGUUUCCCCACUGGAGACCAUGAGCUCUUCACCACUUUCAGUUGGGAUGACCAGAAAGUUCGCCGAGUUUUCAUCAGAAAGGUCUAUACCAUCCUGCUGAUCCAGCUGCUGGCGACCUUGGCUGUCGUCGCUAUCUUUACCUUCUGUGACCCCGUUAAGGACUAUGUCCAGGCCAACCCAGGCUGGUACUGGGCAUCCUACGCUGUAUUCUUUGCGACCUACCUGACCCUGGCCUGCUGUCCUGGAUCUAGGCGGUAUUUCCCGUGGAACCUGAUUCUCCUGACCAUCUUUACCCUGUCCAUGGCCUACCUCACUGGGAUGCUAUCCAGUUACUACAACACCACGUCCGUGCUGCUGUGCCUGGGCAUCACAGCGCUGGUCUGCCUCUCGGUCACCGUCUUCAGCUUCCAGACCAAGUUUGACUUCACCUCCUGCCAGGGCGUGCUCUUUGUGCUGCUCAUGACUCUGCUCUUCAGUGGACUCAUCCUGGCCAUCCUCCUGCCCUUCCAAUAUGUACCCUGGCUCCACGCAGUGUAUGCCGUGCUGGGAGCCGGCGUGUUUACAUUGUUCCUGGCCUUUGACACCCAGUUGCUUAUGGGUAACCGACGCCACACGCUGAGCCCCGAGGAGUAUAUUUUUGGAGCCCUCAACAUUUACCUAGACAUCAUCUACAUCUUCACCUUCUUCCUGCAGCUUUUUGGCACCAGCCGAGAAUGAGGAGCCCUUCCCAGCCCUCCUUCCUUCAGAGAAUGUUCCUUGCUGACCCCCUUACCCUCCCUGUGCUCCUGCAAGCCCAGAUAUAAACUAGCUGCCCUCC
Rhinolophus ferrumequinum (greater horseshoe bat) is the source of this 1350-nucleotide messenger RNA. RefSeq names its product Fas apoptotic inhibitory molecule 2 (gene FAIM2). The record is from RefSeq and is a predicted model, not a curated record. Gene Ontology annotation, biological process: negative regulation of apoptotic signaling pathway. Lineage: Eukaryota; Metazoa; Chordata; Mammalia; Chiroptera; Rhinolophidae. The transcript is spliced from 12 exons. The coding region runs from base 297 to 1250 and encodes 317 amino acids. Gene Ontology annotation, cellular component: Golgi apparatus; membrane; endoplasmic reticulum.